This is a messenger RNA of Macrosteles quadrilineatus (aster leafhopper), 989 nucleotides long. RefSeq names its product polycystic kidney disease 2-like 2 protein. The coding region runs from base 117 to 989 and encodes 290 amino acids. Gene Ontology annotation, biological process: detection of mechanical stimulus. Lineage: Eukaryota; Metazoa; Arthropoda; Insecta; Hemiptera; Cicadellidae. The record is from RefSeq and is a predicted model, not a curated record. The transcript has 8 exons. Gene Ontology annotation, cellular component: membrane. Gene Ontology annotation, molecular function: calcium channel activity.
UUUUAUAAAAUAGGGUUUUCUGAAUAUAUUGUCAUUCAAACAUCAUUGGUAAAGUAACUAUGUUUUUAGUUUGUUUGUUCAAGAAUAUUAUCCUCUAAAAAGAUUCUACAUCGACCAUGUCUAAUACACUUGAUGACAACGCUAAGAAAGCCUCCAAUGAUCAGGGAGGGCAUAAAGAUAGCCAACGAAGAGACUCGGUGACCCAGUCAUUCCUACAUUCCUUGGGAACUUCUCGGGAGAUUGGCCGACCCAUUAAAGUUGAAGAGGGUUUCAAGCCUAGGACCAAAACUUCAGAUGACUAUGAGAUCCUCUACGAUCCAGAGAUUGACAAGAAUCAUCCGUUGGAUAAAUGGAGGCGAAAUGUCUACCUCAGAUGUAUGCUCAGCCGUGAGAUUGCCAGGUAUCUGGACAGACAAACUUUCAUCACUGUUUCAACGAGGGAGGCACUCUUAUACGGCAUUUUUCUUAUAUUACUAAUUGUCAUCACUUUUGGAUCGUUUUCCUUGGAAAAGUUUUAUCUCAAUGAAGCGAUGGUUUCAAGAUAUACAGAACUUGCUUUUGAAAUUGAAGAUUUGGAGGAUGUAGAUGAUGAUUCAGCUCCUUUGGGGAUAAGUUUCUACCAAAUAAACACUCUAGAACAUGUAUGGUUUUACCAGAGCCACAUUGCUGAAAAUCUUAUUUACAGACCAUUUUGGUAUACCCAAGAUCGUUUAUAUGAAAACAAGUUGAUGGGUCAACCUCAGAUCAGACAGUUGAGAACAAAGAAUUGUUCUUGUGAAGUGCAUGGCUAUUCGAUUAUAAAUUCUACCAUGGCUUGCUACAUGCCGUACUCCGAGAGCAAUGAGGAAACCGAUAACAUGGGUUUGGAUUCACAACCAACGACAGAACGGCUAGCUCUAGUUAACAAAUGGCUCCCAGCUACUAAGACUGGUUCGUUGCCGUAUGGUGGAACCUUUGCUAGAUACGGUGGCGGAGGGUACUGCAACUGA